AUGGCAGGAGUUUCAGUAACAGUACCUAAUUUUUCAGGAGAUCUUGAUGAAGAUAUUAAUACUUUUAUCAAGCAAUUCAAAGGAUUUCUAAAUAAUAUUAAUAUUGAUGUAACAAAUAUGCUAACUAAUAUAUAUGAUAAUCAUGAUACAAAUACUUUAGCAAAUCUUCAAGCACAUACCAUGGUACAGAUGAUUGUCACCAACAGUUUUAGACCACACCCCUCAGCACAUGCCUAUGCAAAUAUUGGAACCAAUAAAGCAGUUACAGUAAGAGCUGCAGAGACCAGAAAACUUACACCUUGA
This is a messenger RNA of Entrophospora sp. SA101, 303 nucleotides long. The record is from the annotation of a GenBank genome assembly. NCBI's taxonomy places the organism in Eukaryota, Fungi, Glomeromycota, Glomeromycetes, Entrophosporales, Entrophosporaceae.